This is a messenger RNA of Misgurnus anguillicaudatus (oriental weatherfish), 7379 nucleotides long. RefSeq names its product cyclin and CBS domain divalent metal cation transport mediator 4a (gene cnnm4a). Gene Ontology annotation, cellular component: plasma membrane. Gene Ontology annotation, molecular function: magnesium ion transmembrane transporter activity; sodium ion transmembrane transporter activity. Gene Ontology annotation, biological process: magnesium ion transport; magnesium ion homeostasis. Lineage: Eukaryota; Metazoa; Chordata; Actinopteri; Cypriniformes; Cobitidae. The record is from RefSeq and is a predicted model, not a curated record.
CUACACCUGGCCAGUUUCGCGCGGUGGGCGUUGCGGAAUCUGCAUUAUGCCAAUGAGGGGGCGUGCGCGCGCGUGGAGGCAGUGAUGUGACGUCAGGUCCAGCCUCGCGGACGCGGAGAGAGCGCAACAAACAUGGCGACAGAGCGGAGCGGACAGAGGUGUCUUCUAACUUUCGUCGUGGUCAUCUGGAGCUCUGUCGGAGGGCGAACGGAGACGCCCGGCACCCAGAUCCUGGGAAUGCGAUUGGAGCGGAGCGAUAAGGCGGCCGGGACGACGGAUGACGGCAUCAUCCAGGUAACGGAGGAGAGCAGCGUACUGCUCAGGUUUUAUGGGAUACACCUGAGUCCGGACGCAUCGUCCCACAUCAGGUUUACGGAGUACGCGGAUGCGAGUGACAGUGACGCGUUGAAUAGGACUUGUGAGGAUUUUACCAAAGACUUGAGCAUCAGCAGCUUUAUGAAUGUGAGCAGCAGGGGUACGUCAGGUUUGGUGAGUGUGUAUGUAAAGCCACUGCGUAGAAGUGAGCACGAGAAGACUUACAGCUUGUGCGUCAGACAGGGUUCUGAUGAUAAAUGGUACCUUUCGGAUGAUCUUGAUGGUAGGUUGGUGGUUGUGGAGGAGAAAGCAUCUCUACUACCUCUUUGGCUCCAAGUCAUCUUGGUGUUGUUCCUGCUGGUGCUGUCCGGCAUGUUCAGUGGACUUAACCUGGGACUCAUGGCUUUGGAUCCAAUGGAGCUACGGAUCGUGCAAAGAUGUGGCACCACUAAGGAAAAGAAGUACGCGAGUAAAAUCGAGCCCAUCCGAAGCAAGGGGAACUAUUUGCUCUGCUCCUUAUUGCUGGGAAAUGUGCUUGUUAACACCACAUUGACCAUUCUGUUAGAUGAUUUGAUCGGGUCUGGGUUGGGCGCAGUGGCGGCCUCAACAGUCGGCAUUGUGAUAUUUGGAGAAAUCGUGCCACAGGCCCUGUGUUCGCGCCAUGGUUUGGCUGUGGGUGCCAACACCAUUGUGUUAACCAAGUUUUUCAUGUUACUCACAUUUCCGUUGUCAUUUCCAGUCAGCAAGCUCCUGGAUUGUGCCCUUGGGCAGGAGAUUGGCACCGUGUACAACCGAGAGAAGCUGCUGGAGAUGCUGAAGGUCACCGAGCCAUACAAUGACCUGGUCAAGGAGGAGCUGAACAUCAUACAAGGUGCCCUAGAACUCCGAACUAAGACUGUAGAGGACAUCAUGACGCCUCUCAGUAACUGCUACAUGAUGCCCACCGACGCUAUUCUCGACUUUAACACCAUGAGUGAGAUCAUGGAAAGCGGUUACACACGGAUACCGGUGUAUGAAACGGAAAAGUCCAACAUCGUAGAUAUUUUGUACGUCAAAGACUUGGCUUUCGUUGACCCGGACGACUGCACGACACUUAAGACGGUCACCAAGUUUUACAACCACCCUAUCCAUUUUGUCUUCCAUGAUACCAAAUUGGAUGCAAUGUUGGAAGAGUUUAAGAAAGGUAAAUCCCACCUGUCUAUCGUUCAAAAGGUAAAUAGUGAAGGUGAGGGAGAUCCGUUUUAUGAGGUUCUGGGUCUGGUCACACUGGAGGACGUUAUCGAAGAGAUCAUCAAAUCGGAGAUCCUGGAUGAGUCUGAUCUUUACACUGACAAUCGUCACAGAAAAAAAGUGAAUCCCAACAAGAACAAGAGGGAUUUUUCCGCGUUCAAACAUGAAAGCGAAUCCAAGGUGAAAAUUUCCCCUCAGCUGAUGUUGGCCGCACAUCGAUUCCUUGCCACAGAAGUGAGUGUUUUCAACCCCCUGCAGAUCUCGGACAAGGUUUUACUGCGAAUCCUAAAACACCCCGAUGUGAUUCAGGAGGUCAAGUUCAUUGAAAGUGACAAGUACUCACAACAGCACUAUUUAUAUCAGCGUGGAAAACCUGUCGACUGUUUCAUCCUCAUUCUUCAGGGUCGGGUGGAAGUAGAGGCAGGUAAUGAGAAUAUGAAGUUUGAGGCGGGCCCUUUCUCAUACUAUGGAGUUAUGGCGUUGACUAUGCCAUCACUGGCUGUCACUCCCCCACUCUCUCCUUCUGUGGUGUCGCCUCGUGUACGUCGCCUAUCGCUUAAGAGAUUUUCUGUGUUCUCUCGCUUUCCAGAGUUUCGCUCCCCGUCUCAUCUGAGUGGUUUGAAUCGUUCAGCGUCUCUGAGUUACACUGAAAGAGUCGACUCGCUGUCCAUCAGUGGCAGUAACAGUCAGCUCAACAACAGCCCGUCUACACAAUACAUCCCUGACUUUAACGUGCGAGCCCUCACAGACCUACAGUUUGUCAAGGUCACUCGCUCGCAGUACCAAAACGGUCUCCUGGCGUCAAAGCUGGACAGCACCCAGCAGUCUCCCGAUAGCAGCCAAACCCGAUUGGAUACCGGACCGCUACCAUCAUCUACACCUCCCAUACCUCCCAUCACCGUGAGCCACACAACAGCGCUGUCGCCGCCCAAAGAGAACGGCCCCGAUGAGACGACCUCGCUGCUCAAUGACAAAAACAGCCUGUCUAAACGUCGGCCCAGCCAGAAUGUCAACACUAACUCCAGCCCUAUCCCUCACAGUCACUCCAAUCCUUAUACCCCUGGCAACAGAAGCCCAACGUUCUUCCCCAACCCUCACACGCGCCCACACGCUCCCGUCCACACCAUCGCGCAUACCAACGCGCAUACAGAGAGUACCAUUUGACGAAAAUAAUCUGGGGCUCUGUCGUGCAGGGCUCCAGAUGUGACCGCAUGCAAUCGCAUUACCAAGCGAGUCCGAGUCAAGACCAUCGAGUCCACAUCCAGGACUUGGUCUUGACUAAGACUCGACUACAGCAACCGAGCAUGAGCAUGAAUACUGGUGAGGAUGUGUUUUGGAAAACUUCUCAUUCCCUUCUUCCGAUCAUGUUGGAAACGAAUUUUUUUCGAAAUCUACACUCCGAUCUUUCGAUAUGAAUUGAAGGAAUUAAAAAAAAACGAAACGUCAGUACGUUGUGCGUACUGUUCCUUUUCUUCACCUAGCGUUAGAUGUCAAAAAAAGUGCAUUAUUUUCAGCGUUAAUAAUUUCACUGUGAUUUUUAGGGACUGCGGGUUCAGCCGGAAGUUAAGUUGUUCACGAAUAGUUAUGGUGACUUAUGUUUUAUUCAGGCCUCUGUCUGUCUGUUGUUGCAUGGUAUUUAUUUAGAUGUAUAAUAACACUCCUCGCUUAAAGUUUCCUGGUGUGUAUUUGGCAUGCGACCUGUAGCGAUGCCCUUAGCAAAACGUGGCAUUAUACGUGUACGUUUCAUCAGUAUGUAACAUAAUAUUAUUGUACAAUAAGCACUUUUUAUAAUGUCUCUGACCCAAAUGCAUACGUUUAUUCGUAUGCUGUUGUUUUUUGAAGGGAUUUUGGACAUUUAAGAGAAAUUUGAGACUCCAUGGGAAGUCUGUGGAAUUGGUAAAGUUUGUAGACGUCACCUUUAGCACAAACUGUAUUCCUUUCAAAGAGAAAGUUUUGCCAAGUUCAUUGGUGAAUUUUGCUACAUGACGUAGCGUUGUGAUAUUGUAGCUCUACGUGACAAACGUGAAGGCAAGCUUUGUAAAUAUAGAAAUUUGCUGACGCAGGCGAGAUUUGGAGAACUCGGUGGAACAAUGCGGUCCACGUAGCACAGACCACAACAAAAUGGCAAGCUAUUGCUAUUGCGUAACCAUUGAUAUAAAAUACAAAAUAUGACAUAUUAUUUAAAUGUGUGUGUAUAUAUAUAUACACAAGUAUUUAUUUUGGUAUCUUUAUUUGAUCCAUACAUGCAGCUGACAACUUGUAUAGUAUACAAUAACAAUAUUUUUGAAGAAUGAUGUCAUUCUUUUUUUCAAAGUUAAAAUAACACCACCACCAAUAUAAAAACACUGCGGGUAAACAAGUCUGAGUCAGAUUUCACACAAAAAUUACGAGUAACUAAUGACACGUAAUGUUUUGCCCAAAGAUAAACAUAUUUAUUGUAAUGUGACACUAUUCUCAUGAUCACAUUUCCAAAGAAUUUCUUUAUACUGUAAUUAUGUCUGAUAUCUUAAGGUUGUUUUGUAAUUGCUUAGUAACUUCCAGUACAGAAAAUACAACAUUUUUUUUAUAAAAUCAGAAUAAAGACUGUACAACAAAUAUAAAAAUUAUGUAGAAAUAUUAUAAUGUUUCAUUUAACCAUUUGAAUGUUGCGUUCAAAUGUGACACAUGUGUUUCUGAUCAUUUUUCUCUGUUUAAAUCAGAAAACAAUUAAAUGCAUCUCUGUCUUCAGAAACAGGCCAGCAUUACAGGUGCUUUACGAAACAUGACACUGUAAAUUGAAGUGAAAUUGUAAAUUUCAUUUUGAUUCUAUUACCCGUUUGCAGACAGAAAUAGAAAUAUCUCAUCUAUUAUGUGAUGACAUCAUCAUUACUGCACUAGACUUCAAAUCAAUCAGAUUUCAAAUGAAUACGUGUUUUUUCAUAAAUUAUAUUAAUUUCCCAAUGUUGGAGAAUAUAAAAAAUAAUUUAUUUGGUCAAAGUUGAUAUGGAUUACAAUUGGGCCAUUCCACCGAACUGAUGAAAUUUCUGUCCCCCAGACAUUAUGGGGCGGUUUCCCGAACAGGGGUUAGACUAGUCCUAAACUCAAGCUGAAAAACUGAAAACAACUGACAUAUCUUAAAAUACUUCAGUACCCUUUGUUUUGCAUCAAAAUGCUCACAAGUAAUGUUUUUAGUAAGGCAUGUUUGUUAAAAUAAUUAAACUUAGGCCAAGUCUAGUCUUAAGGUAAUGCGUCCGGGAAAUCACCCCUCAGUGUAUAAAAUUGCGAGAAAAUUUACUCUCAAAUACUUUUUAUUAUUAAACGGUGUCCUUCACGUAACCUAACUGUAAAUUUAUAAAUUAAAACCUUAACAAAAACUUUGUAGAACACCGACAAAAAUAGCAUUUGUUGUGUGUCCCUAUUCUCUAUUUCUAUACCUUAAAGGUGCAGUGUGUAAAUUUUAGCAGCAUCUAGUGGUGAGGUUGCGAAUUGCAACCAACGGCUCGCUCACCCUUCGCUUUUGAAAUGCACAGAGAAGCUACAGUAGCCACCACUGAAAAACAUGUCAUCGACGGAGACAACUUAGUAAAAAAAUUAAGGGCUUCUGUAGAAACAUGGCAUUACAAAAUGGCGACUUCCAUGUAAGGGGACCCUCAGUGUAUGUAGAUAAAAACGUCUCAUUCUAAUGUAAUAAAAACAUAACGGUUCAUUAUAAAAAGGCCUUUAUACACCCCUGGUAAUAUUGUUUUGUAUAUUAUUUUGCAUUUCUGUCAAGAGAUCCUUUAAAAAAUUACACACUGCACCUUUAAAUGACCUUUUCUAAACCUUAAUUUUUCUCUUUUUUUGCAUUUUUGUGUGGCUGCAUAUCCUAUCUUUGCUUUAAAGGUGCAGUGUGUAAUUUUUUAAUGAUCUCUUGAUAGAAAUGCAAAAUAAUAUACAAAACUAUAUUAUCAGGGGUGUAUAAAGACCUUUUUAUAAUGAACUGUUAUGUGUUUAUUAACUUGGAACAAGACCUUUUUAUCUACAUACACCAAGGGUCCCCUUACAUGGAAGUUGCCAUUUUGUGCCGCCAUGUUUCUACAGAAGCCCUUAACGGACGAUUUUUUUUACUAAGUUCUCUCCGAUGAUGACAUGUUUGUCCGGUGGCGGCUACCGUAGCUUUUCUAUGUGUUUCAGAAGCGAGGGGUGAGCAGCGGACUGAGCCUUUGGUUGCAAUUCGCAACCUCACCACUAGAUGCCGCUAAAAUUUACACACUGCACCUUUAAAUAUUUUUUAUUUUAUCCCCAGGUUUUCACAUGUAUGUGCUAAGUCCAUUCUAAAAACUCUGCCUUGUUACUUUAAGUCCUGUAACUAAAAUGCGUCCAUCUUCAUGCAUUUUUAGGAGCUUGUUUUGUCAUUCCCAUAUGUGUUUUAUUAGAUUCAGUAGAUUCAAUUUUGACAAGUUUCAACAUGCUAAUGGCACUGAUUCGGUGAAAUGUCCCUAUUUUUAUUUAUGUUUUACUUGGUAAACUAUUAAAUUAAUUACUGUAUAUGUGUCUGAUAAGUUGUGUAUCAUUUUGUUGCCUUUCUAGUUGACCUAAACUAAAGCAAUAAAUUGUUUAUUUUUUAAGAUAUUUAAUGUUCUAUUGCACAGUGAGAGACUAAAUAAGUUGGAUUUUACCUCAACUGACAUUUUCAUGUAUAAAAUAUAACUAGUAUUUAGUUUAAAUGAAACCAAAAUAUGAAGAUGGGCGUUCAAGCUCAAACUUUGUGUACAGUAGUGAAGAUGUUGUAUCAUUACCAAAGUUGGAACACUAAAUGAAAUUAAAUGUAUGAGAAAUAUGUCAGCCAAAGCCUUUGCACUUUUUUUUCUAUUUUAAUUCCUGUGGUGUUUUCAGUUUGUGCUUUUGUAUGGCGGGGGACCUCCGAACGAAUGAAAUUCCUUUGAAAGGCAUGUUGGGCUUUUAAUCCAUGUCAGUAAUCUGCUUUUAAUGAUCAUGAUUUUUUUCUCUUGUGAAACUUAACAGAAGGGAAGUUUGACUUUCGUGUCUCUGGCUUUUCCAAAGGAGUGUCUCCUGUUUGUUCAUUGCACCACAGUGGAGGUUAAAGAUUGUAAAUGUGCGUCUUUAGGAAACGGUUAUUUCCACUGUGUAUUAUUUACUUUUUUGAGGUCAUUAUCUAUAAGUUGCCCUUUUAGCAGAUCUUGCACAACAUGCCAAGCCCUUUGAGAUGUUUGUUUUGGGUUCACUACAUAAUGAAUAACACAGUUGUCUUCCAUUAAUAAGUCAUGUUUCCUGCUGGAAUUCAUUGGCACAGUUUCUUCUUAAAUGUCCUGCCAUUUUUUUCCUUUUAAACAACUAAAAUUAUUUCAUUACACGUAUGGGUUCUUGCUAGAGGGGAUACAGCUACGGCCAAAUCUCGCGAGAUGUUGGGUUUAGGGGUAGAAUUACGAUAAAAACAACGGUUUUGGUUAGAUUGGAUAUAGCUACGGCCUAAAUCCCGUAAAAAGUUUGGUUUAGAUUAGGUUUGGGGGUAGGAUUAGGAUUAAAACAGCAGUUUACCCCGUCGAGAUUUUAGGAGAUUUUGGCCGUAGUUGUAUCCCUUCUAGCCACGACAACAUGUAUGAUGAAUGGUUGUGGUGUAGCAUAUGAGAAAUGUAUUUCAUAACUCACUGGUUUUUUUUAUUAUUUAUAAAGCUUUCCGUUUUGUGUUUUGUCGUCUUUUUGAUUGCUCUUUUUACAAAAAGCUCAUGUACUGUACUUCAAUGAAAUCUAGCUCCUAUUUAAAACAACGUGUAUGGUAUUUUAUAUUUGUUUUGGAAUCUGUUAAUUAUGGUAAAUCUAAGAGACAUGUUUCUUUAUUAAAAAGCCUCUUUUCA